UGUUAGCUGUAAUUGCGUUCACUUGCCAUUGUCAGGAAAGAAAGGUAAAACCACAUUCAUUUCUCUAUACUUAUUUCAUAAUUUUCACAUAAAGAAUCAUUAAGAACUAAAAUGGGUAUUUUGUACAGGUUUAUGUUGUAUACAUGGGAAAUCUUCCCAAGGAAGGAGUGUCUGUGGCGUCGCACCACACCAUGCUGGAAGAUGUUCUUGGAAGCUCCAAGGCCAAAGAGUCAUUAGUCUAUAGCUAUGGGAAGAGUUUCAAUGGAUUCGCUGCUAAAUUAUCAGAGGAAGAAGCAGCCAUGUUUUCAGAGAUGGAAGGAGUCGUUUCGGUACUCCCUAACACCAAGCUGCAGCUCCACACUACAAGAUCAUGGGAUUUCACGGGCUUGCCGCAGAAUUAUUUGAACCUUCCUCAUGAAGGAGAUGUUAUUGUGGGAGUGUUAGAUACAGGUGUCUGGCCUGAGUCAGAGAGCUUCAGCGACGUUGGGUUCGGCGCUCCUCCGGCAAAAUGGAAAGGGAUUUGCCAGACUGUAGAUAACUUCACCUGCAACAACAAGCUCAUUGGAGCUCGAUACUACAACAGCGAUAACUACUACGAUGAUACAGACUUCAAAUCUCCGAGAGACUCAGAAGGACAUGGGACCCAUACUUCUUCCACAGCAGCAGGCCGAGCUGUACCUGCAAGCUACCAUGGGUUAGCCAAAGGCAUUGCAAGAGGCGCAGUCCCGCAAGCUAGAAUUGCUGUGUACAAAGUAUGCUGGUCGUCUGGAUGUGGCCUGGCUGAUAUCUUGGCUGCUUUUGACGAUGCAGUAGCAGAUGGUGUCGACAUCAUAUCAGUUUCCCUUGGAUCUGGUUAUCCAUCACCGUACUUCCAUGACCCCAUUGCAAUUGGAUCAUUCCAUGCAAUGAAGUAUGGGAUCUUGACCUCGAACUCAGCUGGAAACUCUGGUCCAUACCCAGUAUCCGUCUCCAACUACGCACCUUGGACUUUGACGGUGGCCGCAAGCACAAUCGACCGGAAGUUUGUGUCCCAAGUGGCGCUUGGCAAUGGACAGACCUUCACUGGAAACGCCAUCAAUCCAUUUGAACUCAAUGGUACAUCAUACCCGAUGAUAUAUGGAGGAUCCGCUCCAAAUGUAUCGGCCGGUGCAAAUGCUGAUAUUUCAAGAUCCUGCGAUUCCGGAUCUCUCAAUUCAUAUAAAGUGCGGGGGAAGGUCGUCCUCUGUGACUACAUCUAUGAUGGUUCUGGGGUGAUGGAGGCCGGAGGAUUGGGCAACAUCAUGGCUGACAGUGCAUACUCUGAUUUCGCCUUCUCUUACCCAUUGCCAAGUACUCUUCUCAGUGUCGAAGAUGGUGAGAAAGUAUUGGACUACAUUCAAUCUACUGACAACCCCAUCGGAACAAUCCUCGCUGGCGAGACAUGGAAAGAUGUUUCCGCUCCCCGCAUCGUCUCCUUCUCUUCCAGAGGACCCAACCCAAUCACUCCAGACAUUCUCAAGCCGGAUUUGACGGCCCCCGGCGUAGACAUCCUUGCCGCUUGGUCACCGGUCGCCCCUCCUUCCAUUUACUAUGCAGAUACCACCAGCGUCAAGUACAACAUAAUCUCGGGCACCUCAAUGUCUUGCCCACAUGCCAGCGGUGCUGCCGCCUUUGUCAAAGCUGCUUAUCCGAACUGGUCCCCCGCCGCGAUCAAAUCCGCACUCAUGACUACAGGUGAUCUAAAUGACUUCCUCUUCCCCAUGUGUUUCGAGCCAUAUAUUAGGUGUGUUGAGCUGUGACCGGAAAAUCUAGUUGGCAUGUUCAUCAGGUGCACACGCUUGUUUGAAAGAAAUGAAUGGUUAGAAGAAACCAUGGGCCCCACU
This is a messenger RNA of Magnolia sinica, 1862 nucleotides long. Its product is annotated as cucumisin-like. Lineage: Eukaryota; Viridiplantae; Streptophyta; Magnoliopsida; Magnoliales; Magnoliaceae. Bases 144 to 1778 code for a protein of 544 amino acids. The transcript has 8 exons. The record is from RefSeq and is a predicted model, not a curated record. Gene Ontology annotation, biological process: proteolysis. Gene Ontology annotation, molecular function: serine-type endopeptidase activity.